AUGGGUUGGUUUGUGAGAGAAAAGAGGGGUGAGGGUGUGAGCUGGAAGGACCAAACCCUAGAUUCACUAUCUCUGCCUCCUUCGCCAUUGCUGCUCUUCUUCCUGCUCUUCCUAAUGUUCAUCUCCAUCGCAACUUAUUCCGAGCUCAAGGGGAGGAUGGAGAGGGGAAUCAUGGCCUUUAGGCUGCCUCUCCUGCUGCUGCUGCCGUUGAUCGCCGUCGCCGUUUUGAUGCUCGGCAGCUGCAGCAGGUGGCGCCGCCUAGAUGCCGCCGGAGGCCUGCCGCCGUUGGGGCUGGCGGCGGCGGUGGUGGUGCUGCUUGUGCUGGCUUAUCAUCAGUCGUCGUUUCAGUCGGGAUGGUUUAGAUCCAUUUAG
This is a messenger RNA of Andrographis paniculata, 372 nucleotides long. RefSeq lists its product as uncharacterized. The coding region runs from base 1 to 372 and encodes 123 amino acids. The transcript has a single exon. Lineage: Eukaryota; Viridiplantae; Streptophyta; Magnoliopsida; Lamiales; Acanthaceae. The record is from RefSeq and is a predicted model, not a curated record.